AUGUCGGCAUCUUCAUCUGACGAAGUUUUCGAAGAAAGAUUUGACGAAGUUUUCGAAGAAAUCUUCGAAGAUACUUUCACCAACAUAGUCGAGGCCCAAACCAGUAACCAAAGGAGCCGUGCUUAUAUUGAACGAAACCGUGAAGGAGGACAAGACCGCUUAUGGAAUGACUACUUCAGCGAAGAUGCGACAUUCUCGUCACAAAUAUUCAGACGCCGCUUUCGCAUGAAUAAUGAUUUAUUGUUGCGUAUUGUCUAUGGGCUAUCCGAGAACUUUCCAUUCUUUCAGCACAGAAGAGAUGCAACGGGAGGUUCGUUAUUCGGAAAUGACUAUCUACGACGGCCCACACCGGAGGAUCUUCAACGACUACUCGAUAUUGGAGAAAAACGAGGGUUUCCUGGGAUGGUCGGGAGCAUUGAUUGUACCUUAAAUGAUAUCAAUGUCCUCGAUCGGUCUCCUGUGUUUGAUGACAUUUUUGAAGGUCGAGCUCCCAGGGUAAGGUACAUGGUCAACGGACACAGGUAUAAGUUGGCAUACUAUCUAACAGACGGACGAACCGGGGCAAUGUCUUCUUUCUCAUUUGACUACUGUUUUUUGGCUGAGGUCACUGCUUCUAAUCUAAAAGAAAACAAACUUUAUCUUCCUGUGGGAGCUACGAGUUCUACUGCUUUGCACAAACAAUGCAAAGAGACGAUACUGGUGAACAAAGAGGGAAAUUCAUGGAAUGUGAGUUUGCAAUUUAGCGAAUCAACCGGCAAGUAUUACAUCACAAGAGGCUGGAGAAAGUUCUGUCUCGAUAACAGAUGCGAGAUAGGAGACUUAUUUGCGUUCAAUGUGGUUGGAGAUGGGAAAACUACUCCAUUGAUGUGUGUAUGUCCGGAAAGAAAAGAGUGCUCUGAAAUACUGAGCAAAUACUUGAGCAGAACGAGUGGCGAGUCUUCAUUAGGUGGUCAUUUAUGA
Molecule: messenger RNA, 960 nt
Organism: Brassica napus (rape)
Lineage: Eukaryota; Viridiplantae; Streptophyta; Magnoliopsida; Brassicales; Brassicaceae
Exons: 5
Coding region: 1-960 (319 amino acids)
Molecular function (GO): DNA binding
Source: RefSeq, a predicted model, not a curated record